GUGACGUCUACACAACUCCACACAGCUAGAGAGAGAGAGAGCAUAUGUGCCGUGCCCUUCAUUCUCAUUUCGUAUUUAAUAAUAAGAGGAUAAAAAGAAAAUGAUUCGGUGCUUCGCGCGUGCCCCUUUCAUCGCCACCGUCCAUUUCGCAUCUCCACCAUCCAUCACCAUCUCCGCAUCUCAUUCUCCCGCCUCGUCAGUAUCAGCAUCCAGAAGAGAAAUAUCUCUAUCCAUUAUCGCCGUCUCCUCCGGUUACUUCUCUUCUCCGGCACGAGCUGAGUUCUCUGAAAUCCCUAACUCCGGCGGAGUUAAGAGUCUCGACCUCCGAAUCGGCGACGGUGAAGUCCCCAUCGAAGGAGAUCAGGUUGCAAUACAUUACUAUGGGAGAUUAGCUGCGAAGCAAGGAUGGAGAUUUGAUUCAACGUAUGAUCAUAAAGACAGUAGUGGAGACUCUGUUCCUUUUACAUUCAUCCUUGGUUCUACCAAUGUUAUUCCGGGGAUCGAAACAGCUGUGAGGUCGAUGAAAGUAGGAGGGAUUCGUCGGGUGGUUAUACCUCCGUCUCAAGGCUACCAGAACACAUCACAAGAACCUCUCCCACCAAAUUUCUUUGACAGACAAAGACUCUUCACGACUAUCUUUAACCCAACACGCCUUGCCAAUGGUGAAGGCUCUACUCUUGGAACCCUCGUUUUCGAUAUCGAACUCGUCAGUACCAGACGCCCUAACCGAUGAUUCAUACAGCCAGCCAUUCAUUCUCUUCGGUUGUUUCUUGCUGGACAAGAUAUCAUAAAACAUAAAAUUAAAAUUAAACAAAAUAUUUAAUAAGCAUUUGGAUAUAGUUAGUUGUAUCUCGAUGUGCACCUCGGUCCCAAUCUAUGAUUAUAGUAUUAUCCACUUGAACAUUA
Molecule: messenger RNA, 906 nt
Organism: Brassica napus (rape)
Lineage: Eukaryota; Viridiplantae; Streptophyta; Magnoliopsida; Brassicales; Brassicaceae
Product: peptidyl-prolyl cis-trans isomerase FKBP17-1, chloroplastic-like
Exons: 4
Coding region: 101-733 (210 amino acids)
Molecular function (GO): peptidyl-prolyl cis-trans isomerase activity
Source: RefSeq, a predicted model, not a curated record